Molecule: messenger RNA, 915 nt
Organism: Hemisphaericaspora subhashii
Lineage: Eukaryota; Fungi; Ascomycota; Pichiomycetes; Serinales; Debaryomycetaceae
Exons: 2
Coding region: 1-915 (304 amino acids)
Cellular component (GO): cytoplasm; nucleus; ribonucleoprotein complex
Molecular function (GO): mRNA binding
Source: RefSeq, a predicted model, not a curated record
AUGCAAUCCACAUCAUCCAAAUAUCACCGUGUUUAUAUUAAGAAUCUUAGUUACUUCACUUGUGAAGAAGAUUUAGAAGAAUUGUUUAAGAAAUAUGAACCAGUAAGUGUAUUAAUUCCAAGUUAUACUAUCAGGUUUAGUAGAAAAGAUAGACAGAGACCAUUGGGUAUUGCUUAUGCUGAAUUUAAAACUCCUGAUCAGAUAGAUGCUGUUGUAAAAGAAUUUGAUGGAAUCAUGCUUAAGAAUAGAAAAAUGAGUGUUAAGAAACAUUAUCCCUAUAAUCCAAAGCGUCGUAAUAUGUUUAAAAGAAACGACACCAAUCAGAAACCAAAUGAAACUGAAAAACCUCAAGACUCCACAAAAGCUAUUGUUAAGAAAGAUAACAAACCAGUUGUAACUAGAGCAAUUGAAGUAGUUCCUAGUAAUAACAAUGAUGAACAAAAGUCCCUUGUCUCUAUUGCAAAUUCCGAGCUCUCUAUUGAUACUGUAUAUAUUCCAAAGGCACAUGGUAAAAUCACCGAUGAAGCUAUUAGGGAUUUCUUUAAAGAUUAUCGUCCUGCUCAAAUUUAUAUUUUUAGAGAUAAACCAAAGCGUGGUCCUAUUAACUUAAAGGGGAAUUAUGUUAGUGUUUUGGCGAAAGUUGACUCUUCACAAAUCAAACUUGAGGAUAUUAUUUCCAAUUUGAAGGCUCAGAAGCUUAAUGGAAGACAUGUGGAACUUCAACCUGCGUUGAAAUCAAAGGUGGAAGAGGCAUCUCUUGCUGCAAGCAGAUUGAAGCCUUUGCUUCUUACUUCGGGCGGUCCUCCCACUAAUGAUAGGAAAGCUUCAAAAGAAUCGAAGGUUGUUGUUGAACCACCUUCUGAAGAGGUGACCAUGGUUGAAGAAUCGUCCUCUGCUACUCAAGAAGUUAGUUAG